Molecule: messenger RNA, 537 nt
Organism: Lathyrus sativus (Indian pea)
Lineage: Eukaryota; Viridiplantae; Streptophyta; Magnoliopsida; Fabales; Fabaceae
Source: the annotation of a GenBank genome assembly
AUGUCUGUGUCAUUGAACCCGUUGUUAUCAUGGAACAUGUGGGGUAGUGUUGGUGGUAGGAGGAAAAAAGAGAAUCCAUCAACGAAUUCGGAAUGGAAUCAUGGUUUGGUGAAGGAAAACAAUGAGGUUCCGCAACCACAGCCACAUAGGAAAGUUAGAAGGAAAAGACAGGACAAAAGGGAAGAGACGAGAAUCGAUAGAGAGUUUGAUGGUGUGUAUGUGGCAUCUGAUGAUAGUUGUGAUUGGUGUUUCUUGUCUGGUUCGGAAUCGGAUGACUCGGAUUGGUCUAUUGGGUGGUUGGAGCCUCUUGGUUCUGAUUUUGAAAGCAGUGAUAAUGAUCAUGAUCAUGAUGAUGAUGAGUCUGGCGGGGAUAGUUUUGCUGUUUUGGUUCCUUGUUAUACACCUGGCUGCAAAGAGGUUGAAGGAACAAACAAUGUGCUUUUGAGUGCUCUUAAGAAUCUUCCCAAUGAAUUUGGUUCAGAUGGGAAGAAUUACAUGGAACAAUGGCUGGCUUCUCUACAAGGUUUUGGAGCUUAG